Paramecium tetraurelia is the source of this 915-nucleotide messenger RNA. RefSeq lists its product as uncharacterized. NCBI's taxonomy places the organism in Eukaryota, Ciliophora, Oligohymenophorea, Peniculida, Parameciidae. The transcript has 4 exons. Gene Ontology annotation, molecular function: fatty-acyl-CoA binding; protein binding. The record is from RefSeq and is a predicted model, not a curated record.
AUGUUUUUUCAAUAUAAUAGCAUUUUGACAGGAGAAUUUGAAGAUCAACACGAAAUCGAUAAUUUGACUACUGAUUAUGGUUUAAUUGAAUUAGAGCCUGAAGAUCAGCCAUAACAUAGACAAUCUACUAUUAAAAUUGACAUAGCCAAAAUGUUUAUCAAGGCUGCCAAACCAAUAUAGAAGAAGAAAUCCAAUCCAGAUUAAUCUCCAUCUAGUGAGAGAUCGAAUCAAAAGCAUAAUUCCAAAAUUAUAUCAUCUCCUCGUCAUCAAACCAUAAAUCAACAGACUAAACCUGUCAAAUAAUUAUUAGAAGCCACUUCAAGUCAAACAAGUGUUUUAAGAAGAAGAAGUGACUCUCCCCAGGAAGAAAUUAGUAUCAAAGAAAACAGCAAUAAUACUAGUUAGUCUAAUAAAAUGAAAGCCACAAUUACUUAAACGAUACAAAAUACUACAGCCCCUAUCUUCACAAAAAGAGGAUCUGAUUAAACCAACUGUUACCAAGAGUCAAGAAAGAAGAAAGGCUGUGAUGAUGAUUUCUUCAAUGAAACGUAGAUUACUGAAUCUCGUAGGAGGUAGUCAAUUCCUGUUAUAGAAAUUGCUAAAUAUUUGAUAGAAGAACAAAAGUUAGCUGAAUUAGAGGAACUCUUUGCAAAUAACCCGAAUCUGCCGAUCAAUGAAAGAUUAAAGGAUGGAAAUACGUAUUUGAUUAUUGCAGCCCAAACUGGAAAUGUCGACAUAGUUGAACUACUUCUACGCAAGGGAUCCUUUGUAAAUAUGUAGAAUAAUGAUGGUGAUACUGCUUUGCACAAAGCUAUUGCAUACAAUUACUUCAACAUUGCUGACAUUUUGAUUUCCCAGGGAGCUUCAAACUUGAGGAAUAAUGAAGGUUUGACUCCUUGGCAAUUUGUGUAAUGA